This is a messenger RNA of Drosophila eugracilis, 1068 nucleotides long. RefSeq lists its product as uncharacterized. Lineage: Eukaryota; Metazoa; Arthropoda; Insecta; Diptera; Drosophilidae. The coding region runs from base 1 to 1047 and encodes 348 amino acids. The record is from RefSeq and is a predicted model, not a curated record. The transcript has 3 exons.
AUGCGUAUCGAUCUGUUGAUCCUCUACAGCUUUGCUCUGCUCCACUUGACUUUAGCCCAAGUGGACUCGAAUCACACGGCGUUGAAUCAUGUGGUGGAGAGGGUUUUUUCACGUCGGAAACGCUUUGUAUUAUUUCCACCAGGAUCAAAUCUGAAGUUUACUGGGCAGUUAAGUAAAGGUCUUAUCUCAGCUUAUCCCAAAGGGGUGGCCAUGAAUAUAGAGCAGGCGUGCUAUUAUCCUGUGCCCUCGAAACGCGAGGAUGUCUAUCCAAAGCGAUAUCGACAAAGAACAACGACUACGGAGAAGCCUAAGACCACUACAGAACCUACCUAUGUUUGGAUACCAGGAACCAACUGGAGAUUUAAGGCCACGCCUCUGAAAAAACCAAAGCCUCUCAAACUUCACCAACGCAUUGAUGUGAGACCCCCAAAACCAUCGUAUGCAGAACCUGCCAAGUGGUCUCAUUGGUCAAAAUAUGGUAACCGAUACGAAAACUGGUCUCCAGCAAAUCACAACUAUGAGAAAUACAGCCAACCUGGUAAAUGGAGCAAGUGGACCACGCAGUCGCCCAAGUGGUCAAAGCGCUGGUAUAGAUCUGCAGAUGGAGAAUACUAUGAUCCCGAGGUGGAACCCUAUGAAGAUCUAAGGUCGCUGCCUAUAGAUGAUCCCUAUGAUCCUGAUAUGACACCCAGUAAAAUAGCUCACUAUCCGGAACUAGCACAUGUCAUGGAUAUGCGCCACUACAAUGGUCAUCGAGAUCGCAGACAGCUUUUCGAGCACUUUGAUGGUUUUAGUAAGCUUUUGGGAAUCGAUGCCAAGGCCUGUGUUUUGAGAGCCAUUUGUGAUAGUAAGCGGCUACUUCUGCCUCGUGGAUACUCCAUGAUUCAUGAUAUUGUGAGACUCGUCUUUACAUUACCCACCGCAUCCGGCAUAGAGGAUGACUAUUCACGGAUCAUGCAAAUGGAUGCGGAGGAUUGUGACCGUCAGUUUAGGGACUCUUGUAAGCUGAACCUACUGGCCUUUCUAAUGGGCGGCAAGUGGAAUUGAAUAAAACAAACUUCAAGAGGA